AUGGCAGGGAAAUCUAAAGCUCGGAAGAACUUAAAGAAACCGUCGGGUCCUAUUUCGGAUUCUCAAGCGAAGAAAACGAAGUCAAUGGAUGAAGUUCUUGGUGUUUUGGCUAUGGAGAUUGAAUCUGGGGAUGAAGGGCAUCAAUCGGAGGUGGAAGCGGAUUCUUUGGUGGACGAGAAUGAGGAAAUUCUAUCCCCUAGAACAUCCCUCAAUGAAUUGAAAUCACGAUCAGAGGCUCAUCGUACGUUCUCAUUGUGGUUAUCGGUGAUGAAUUCAAGGAAGAGGCAGAAUCAGGUAACCCCCAUUCCCAUUCUACAACCUGGAUGCGAUGAAAAUGUUGUGUGCAUUGAAUUAGAUGAUAUUCAAGAUGAGGUGGAUUGUUGGAACUCUGCUAUAAUCUGUGAUGUUUUAGGUGCAAAUCCCCCAUUAUCUAUUUUUGAGGGUUUCCGUAGACGCAUAUGGAAAGACCUAGGGAUUGAUAAAGUUGUUAAUAUUGAACAUGGUGUUUUUGUGGUGAGAUUUUUUACUAUGGAAAAUCGUGACAAAGUUCUAGAUGCUAACAGACUCACUUUUGACAAGAAACCUGUAAUCUGCAAACCCUGGCAUAAGGACAUUGUAGAUCUUAAGGAUGAAGUUAAGGGGGUACCAAUUUGGAUUCAUUUGAAUCAUCUUGAUCUGAAAUUUUGGGGGAAUAGGAGUUUGAGUAAGAUUGUGGGUUCUAUUGGGGAAUUCAUUCAAGAUGAUCAAGCAACUAUCAAUAUGGACAAACUUCAAUUUGCAUGA
Messenger RNA from Spinacia oleracea (spinach), 783 nucleotides. RefSeq lists its product as uncharacterized. Bases 1 to 783 code for a protein of 260 amino acids. The record is from RefSeq and is a predicted model, not a curated record. Lineage: Eukaryota; Viridiplantae; Streptophyta; Magnoliopsida; Caryophyllales; Amaranthaceae. The transcript has a single exon.